AUUGUAUUGAGCGGGGUGAUCAAGCGGAUAGCAUCAACUAGAAAUCAUGGAUGGCAGAAUAACUUUUUGCCUUAUCCUCUCUUCGCUGUUCCUUAUUGUCAAAUCAUGGCCCACGGAAGUACGACCCGUAGCUAAACAGGAACCAGGUGGUAAAAGACAAACUUGGUUUUAUCCCCCACCACCACCACCUCCUCCUCCUCCACCACCCCCACCUCCUGGCCCCCCGGGACAAGAUGGACCAAUGGGACCUGCAGGACUUCCCGGACCGGACGGACCUAAGGGCCCUCCAGGACCCCCGGGACUACCUGGACCACCUGGCAUACCUGGAUAUCCAGGGAACCCCGCGGGACCCCCAGGGAGAGAUGGACCUCCUGGACCUCCCGGACCAGCCGGUGGUCGAGGCCCGCCCGGAGACAUGGGGGCGAUGGGAGCCCCCGGUGGAGCAGGUGGCGCCGGACAGCACUUGGGGAAACGGAAGAGAGAAAUGACUGAGUGGGGCGAAAUCACAAGACUGUGAAGAAAAAUCACAAACUACCACCGAUAUUGAGAAAAUACGUACAGCUGGAGAACAUUGCUACGCUUUUGUUACGAUUUUCUUUCGCUCUGUUAGCUACCAGACUGGGAUUCCGGAAACCGUCUAGCUUUUUUGUAUGAGAAUCUCCACAUUUUGUAUUUUUAGGUUUGAAAUAAAUUUACAUGGUUUUCUAUCCACUCAUUAAUUUUUUCAAAUGAUUAUAAGUUAUCAUCAUGCCAUUUUCUAAGUUUUCCUCGUCCUCAAGCCUUGUGGCCAUUACUUUUUAUCUGUUGUUGAGUUUUUUCAGAAAAUGAGCCAUUUGAAAAUAUAUAACACCUGGUAUGUGUGUCAAGUUAUAUCACAACAGAAGGUUUCAAUAAAAUACAUCUUCCCUAAAUACA
Messenger RNA from Orbicella faveolata, 915 nucleotides. RefSeq lists its product as uncharacterized. NCBI's taxonomy places the organism in Eukaryota, Metazoa, Cnidaria, Anthozoa, Scleractinia, Merulinidae. The record is from RefSeq and is a predicted model, not a curated record.